UCAUUUGAGAUGCUUCCGUUGACUGGGAAAACAAUAAUAUUUGAUAGCUUUCCCGAUCCUUCAGAUACUUGGGAAAUAAUUGAGACUAUUGGCAAAGGAACAUAUGGAAAAGUUUUCAAGGUGUUAAAUAAGAAAAAUGGCAGCAAAGCAGCAGUCAAAAUUUUGGAUCCUGUUCAUGAUAUUGAUGAAGAAAUUGAAGCUGAGUACAACAUUUUGAAAGCUCUCUCUGAUCAUCCCAAUGUAGUCAAGUUCUAUGGCAUGUAUUAUAAGAAAGAUGUGAAAAAUGGAGACCAGCUUUGGCUAGUUCUUGAGCUGUGCAAUGGUGGAUCUGUGACUGAUCUUGUGAAAGGAUUUCUGAAGAGAGGCGAAAGGAUGAAUGAACUUAUAAUUGCUUACAUUUUACACGAAGCUCUAAUGGGACUUCAGCAUUUGCAUGAAAACAAAACUAUCCACCGUGAUAUUAAGGGAAAUAAUAUCCUUUUGACCACUGAAGGAGGAGUCAAGCUUGUGGAUUUUGGUGUGUCUGCUCAGCUGACCAGCACUCGUCUCCGUCGGAACACCUCCGUGGGUACCCCGUUCUGGAUGGCUCCAGAGGUGAUUGCCUGUGAGCAGCAGCUAGAUAGCUCCUAUGAUGCCAGAUGUGAUGCGUGGUCACUGGGUAUUACUGCAAUAGAGCUGGGAGAUGGAGAUCCACCCCUUGCUGAUUUGCACCCUAUGAGGGCACUCUUCAAAAUACCAAGGAAUCCUCCUCCAACGCUACAGCAGCCUGAACUGUGGUCACCUGAAUUCAAUGACUUCAUUAACAAGUGCUUGACUAAAGAUUAUGAGAAGCGUCCGACAGUAUCUACUCUUUUGCAGCAUGAUUUUAUUAAGCAAAUUGAAGGAAAAGAAAACAUGCUACAAAGGCAGCUCAUGGAAUUUAUUGAUGUUCAUCAACAAAUGGGAGUCACUGAAAAGGCAAGAUUUGAACGUAUUCAUACAAAGAAAGGGAACUACAGUAAGUCACUAGUUUCAAACCAGGAAGAGGUAGAUGAUUUAGCAACCUUGGAGGUACUGGAUGAGAAUACAGUAACAGAGCAGUUGCAGAAGGGUUACGCCAAGGAUCAGAUCUACACUUAUGUUGGAGACAUUCUCAUUGCUGUCAAUCCAUUUCGGAACAUAGAUAUUUAUUCUUCACAGCAUUCCAAAUUGUAUAUUGGAGCCAAACGGACUGCCAACCCUCCUCAUAUUUUUGCUGUUGCUGACAUAGGUUAUCAGUCCAUGGUGACAUACAACUCUGAUCAGUGUAUCGUUAUUUCUGGAGAAAGUGGAGCUGGCAAGACGCAAAGUGCCCAUCUUCGACUCACUGUCCUGGGCAAGGCUAAUAACAGGACUCUACAGGAGAAGAUCCUCCAGGUGAAUAACCUUGUAGAAGCAUUUGGAAAUGCAGGCACUAUCAUCAAUGAUAACUCAAGCAGAUUUGGAAAAUAUUUAGAAAUGAAAUUCACUUGUGGUGGCACUGUUGUAGGAGCUCAGAUUUCAGAGUAUCUCCUUGAAAAAUCCAGAGUUGUCCAUCAGGCAGUAGGAGAGAAAAACUUCCAUAUUUUUUAUUAUAUUUAUGCUGGUCUGGCAGAAAAGAAAAAACUGGCACAUUAUAAACUGCCAGAAUACAGACCUCCCAGAUAUCUGCAAAAUGAUCAUUUCAGAAUAGUGCAAGAUUUCAUGAACAAUAGCUUUUAUAAAUCUCAGUUUGAAUUAAUUGAACAGUGCUUCAAAGUCAUAGGUUUUACACUGGAGGAACUUGGAAGUGUGUACAGUGUCCUGGCUGCCAUUUUAAAUGUGGGUAACAUUGAAUUUUCUGCAGUGGUAUCUGAACAUAUGAUCGACAAGAGCAACAUUUCCAAUCCAGUAGCCCUUGAGAAUUGUGCGUCCUUGCUGUGUAUUCAGGCAGAUGAACUGCAAGAGGCCCUCACCUCUCACUGUGUAGUGACUCGAGGAGAAACAAUUAUUCGGCCCAACACUGUGGAAAAAGCCACUGAUGUCAGAGAUGCUAUGGCCAAAGCACUGUACGGGCGCCUCUUUAGCUGGAUAGUCAAUCGCAUCAACACCUUACUCAAACCUGACAAACAUUUAAGUGGAAAUGAUGAUGGUUUGAACAUUGGAAUUCUGGAUAUCUUUGGCUUUGAGAAUUUCAAAAAAAAUUCCUUUGAACAACUUUGUAUCAACAUUGCUAAUGAACAAAUUCAGUUCUACUUCAAUCAACAUGUCUUUGCCUGGGAACAG
Molecule: messenger RNA, 2262 nt
Organism: Pterocles gutturalis (yellow-throated sandgrouse)
Lineage: Eukaryota; Metazoa; Chordata; Aves; Pterocliformes; Pteroclidae
Product: myosin-IIIa-like
Biological process (GO): protein phosphorylation
Cellular component (GO): myosin complex
Molecular function (GO): protein kinase activity; cytoskeletal motor activity; ATP binding
Source: RefSeq, a predicted model, not a curated record